CCUUCCUUUGAGCUGAAGAGACCUCAACGAUUGUGGCAUAUUCUAAAUUAGUGCCUUAUUUCUCCACAAUUUUUUUUUCAGACAAAUCAGGAAUGGCUGAAGAAAAUCACACUGUGAAAAAUGAGUUUAUCCUCACAGGAUUUACACGUCACCCAGAGCUGAAGACUCUGCUGUUUAUGGUGUUCUUUGCCAUCUAUCUGAUCACCAUGGUGGGGAAUACUGGUUUGAUGGCAUUGAUUUUUACACACCGUCGACUUCACACACCAAUGUACAUCUUUCUGGGAAACCUGGCUCUUGUGGAUUCUUGCUGUGCCUCUGCCGUUACCCCCAAAAUGUUACAGAACUUCUUUUCUGACGACAACAGGAUUUCCCUCUGUGAAUGUGCAGUACAGUUUUAUUUUAUUUGCGCUGUGGAAACUGCAGACUGCUUUCUUCUGGCAGCAAUGGCCUAUGACCGCUAUGUGGCCAUAUGCAGCCCACUGCAGUACCACACCAUGAUGUCCAAGACACUCUGCAUUCAGAUGACCACAGGGGCCUUCCUAGCUGGAAAUCUGCAUUCCAUGAUUCAUGUAGGGCUUGUAUUUAGGUUAGUUUUCUGUGGAUCAAAUUACAUCAACCACUUUUACUGUGAUAUUCUUCCCUUGUAUAGACUCUCCUGUGUUGAUCCUUAUAUCAAUGAACUGGUGCUAUUCAUCUUCUCGGGUUCAAUUCAAGUCUUUACCAUAGGUAGUGUCUUAAUAUCUUACGUCUACAUUCUUCUUACUAUCUUCAGAAUGAAAUCCAAAGAGGGAAGAGCCAAAGCCUUUUCUACCUGUGCAUCCCACUUUUUGUCAGUUUCAUUAUUCUACGGAUCUCUUUUCUUCAUGUACAUUAGACCAAAUUUGCUUGAAGAAGGGGCUAGAGAUAUACCAGCUGCAAUUUUAUUUACAAUAGUAGUUCCCUUACUAAAUCCUUUCAUUUAUAGCCUGAGAAAUAAGGAAGUAAUAAGUGUCUUAAAAAAAAUCUGAUGAAGAAAUAAUCUCAGGAAAGCUGGAAACAAAUGACCUCUACUAUAGCUUAAUGAUUUCAAUGCAAAAACUUCC
Molecule: messenger RNA, 1082 nt
Organism: Cebus imitator (Panamanian white-faced capuchin)
Lineage: Eukaryota; Metazoa; Chordata; Mammalia; Primates; Cebidae
Product: olfactory receptor 5K1
Exons: 1
Coding region: 93-1007 (304 amino acids)
Biological process (GO): G protein-coupled receptor signaling pathway; sensory perception of smell
Cellular component (GO): membrane
Molecular function (GO): G protein-coupled receptor activity; olfactory receptor activity; odorant binding
Source: RefSeq, a predicted model, not a curated record